AUUCUCCUCAUUUUGUAUACUUGCAGAAACAAAAUGAGGCUUUUAGCUCUUCCUCUAUUUUCAUUUCUUUUCAUUUCAUCAGUUUCUUUUGCAAGAUUACCGCAAAACGAUCAUGAAGACUUUCUCCAAUGCCUUUCUAGCAAGUCUCAGCCGCCAAAUCCCAUUUCUGAUGCAAUCUAUACCCCCAACAAUUCUUCAUUUCAAGAUGUUUUAGAGAAUUAUGUCAGAAACCUCAGGUUUUCAACUCCCUCAACUCCAAAACCACUUGCAGUUGUAGCAGCAAAACAUGAAUCCCAUGUCCAAGCAACUGUUUUAUGUUCUAAAAGUCUUGGCUUGCAGAUCAGAAUACGAAGUGGGGGUCAUGAUUAUGAUGGACUUUCCUAUGUAUCACAAGUCCCUUUUAUUGUCCUCGACAUGUCUAAUCUUCGAUCUAUUGAUAUCGACAUAAAAGAUGAAACUGCUUGGGCUCAGGCAGGGGCAACUCUUGGUGAACUUUAUUAUAGAAUUGCUGAGAAAAGUAAUGUCCAUGGAUUCGCUGCUGGAGUCUGCCCUACACUAGGCCUUGGGGGACACAUUUCAGGAGGAGGGUAUGGGAACAUGAUGAGGAAAUAUGGCCUUUCAGUGGACAAUAUUGUUGAUGCACAAAUAGUUGAUGUCGAGGGAAGAAUUCUUGACGGAAAAUCAAUGGGAGAAGAUCUAUUUUGGGCCAUCAGAGGAGGCGGUGCAGCGAGCUUUGGAGUCGUUCUUUCCUGGAAAGUAAAAUUGGUUCCUGUCCCUGAACGCGUCACCGUUUUUCAAGUUGUUCGAAGUAUAGGGCAGCAAGGUGGCACAGACCUUGUUUGGAAGUGGCAACAAGUCGCAGACAAGCUAGAUCAAGACCUGUUCAUUAGAUUGACGCUGCAACCCACAAAUGGAACCAUAAACGCAAUAUUCGUUGGCAUGUUUCUUGGCAAUGCACAAAAACUCCUUCCGUUGAUGGAUGCCAGCUUUCCUGAAUUGGGUUUACAGAAGAAUGAUGCUAUUGAAAUGAGAUGGAUCGAGUCUACUGUAUUUUGGUUUGGUAUGCCAAAAGGAACUCCCAUCCAAGCUUUACUUAACAGAACUUCAAAAGCAACGGUGAGUUACUUGAAACGCAAAUCAGACUAUGUGAAACAACCCAUUUCAAAGGCAGAUUUGGAAUCUAUUUGGAAGGUUAUGACUCAAAUAGGAGAAGUGGGAAUGGCUUGGAACCCUUAUGGGGGAAAAAUGAGUGAAAUUUCAGAGACUGAAACUGCAUUCCCACACAGAGCUGGAAACUUAUACAAGAUUCAGUAUUUUGUAAAUUGGAAAGAAGAUGGUAUUGAAACCACCUUCCGUUACCUGAAUUUGACAAGAACACUCCAUGACGCCAUGACCCCUUAUGUCUCAAAGAACCCGAGGGAAGCAUUUCUCAACUAUCGAGAUGUUGACAUUGGCAGCAUUGGCAGCAGUGGAACUGGUACAUUCCAGGAAGCAAGUGUCUAUGGGCAUAGUUACUUCAAGGGCAACUUUGACAGAUUGGUGCGUGUAAAGACAGCAGUUGAUCCUGAAAAUUUCUUCAGGUAUGAACAGAGUAUUCCAAUUCAAUCGGCAUCGGUAUAUUCCAAGGGCACAGUUGGGUCCAUCUAAAUAUUUUAAUAACUAGAUAACUUCUUGACUGAGUUAUUGCUUGCUGAUUGAAAAAGCAUUGGAAAAUGAAGUUACUUCAGAACUCGUUUGAUGGGAGCGUACUAACUUACCAAUUGUCGCCACUCAUCUUAGUUCUCAGUAUUAUUGUUAUUCAUUGGUACUCUAUUAUAAAUUAAAUUUAAACUCACAUUCGUGAUGA
This is a messenger RNA of Hevea brasiliensis (rubber tree), 1846 nucleotides long. Its product is annotated as berberine bridge enzyme-like 14. The record is from RefSeq and is a predicted model, not a curated record. The coding region runs from base 34 to 1647 and encodes 537 amino acids. Gene Ontology annotation, molecular function: FAD binding; oxidoreductase activity. The transcript has a single exon. Lineage: Eukaryota; Viridiplantae; Streptophyta; Magnoliopsida; Malpighiales; Euphorbiaceae.